This is a messenger RNA of Scophthalmus maximus (turbot), 5088 nucleotides long. RefSeq names its product inka box actin regulator 2 (gene inka2). Gene Ontology annotation, molecular function: protein serine/threonine kinase inhibitor activity; protein kinase binding. The transcript has 4 exons. Lineage: Eukaryota; Metazoa; Chordata; Actinopteri; Pleuronectiformes; Scophthalmidae. The record is from RefSeq and is a predicted model, not a curated record. Bases 1574 to 2884 code for a protein of 436 amino acids. Gene Ontology annotation, cellular component: nucleus.
CGUCUUUUCGUGCUUUUUUUUUUAAAGAAAAAGUGUCGGUUCCGGCAUCGUUUGGGCUCCGGUACAGUUUUCAAAGUAUUGAUUUAGCACCAGUAUCAGAAAAAAACUCUCACAAUACCCAACCCUAGGAGCGCCGCAGGUAGUGGUAUCAUUACAGGGACGUGGAUUCAUUUCUUGCCCCAACACAGGAAAACGUCAGGAUAAACCAAACAGGUCUCAACACUGAGCGAGUCGGUGAAAGGAUUAUGACAAUUUCUGUCUGCGGCGAUUAGUCAGUUCCUGCUGCUGCAUGUGCCGCCCCACGCCUCGGCGGCGAGCGAUCCGAGGAGACAUUUCCUAAAUCCGCGGUGCGUUCCCGCCGACAGCUGGGGGGAAGAGGACACAUGCACGAGAGGCAGCUGCAGGUCGGGGUUGCGUUCGGGGCGAUGUCGUUCCCGAUCACGAAGCGGCAACGCAGCGCGCUCACGAGGGGCUGGUUUCAGAAAUGGACUUAUCACAGAGGCCCUUGUGUCUGUAAACACUUUAGUUCCUGCAGUUGUUUUCAUAAUGCACACAUGAGUAAAUCUGUGACGCUGCAGAGACGCUGGAAGACCAGGAUGCAAGUCUUCAAAGUCUUAUCAGUUCACAGUCUGACACCGAAAAACUCUUGCUCAUCUGCAAGUGUGCGUGUGGCUUCAUCAACCUUGACGGACGACGUCAGGCCACGACCCCGCAACUGUCGUCAGAGUCAAAUGGCCUUUGUCCAGCAGAAACACGGCCACUUCGAACCAGUGAGAGGAGCAGGGACAAAACAGCAGUGACAGAAGUGUCUCGAGUGAAACGAGAGCUGUUUUAACUCUGACGGAGAAGAACAAACAUCAUCCGUCCGCAUCCAUCUGGGAUGAAUCACAGACGUCAGGCCUGAUAUUAAAACCUCCAGACGACAGGAGCAGAUUCCUGGGGAAUGUAUUAGGAGCUGCGCGGCACAAAUCUGCUCUUCCACACAAUAAAUGAUGCAUCCAGCGUUUCAUCCCGGUUCGAGUGAGGUUCAGUCCCGAGGGGCGCGCUCAUUGGAGGAGGCUGGAUGGGGCAACGCGAGCGCUCAUCACCGUGAAUGAGAAAAGAGCAGAGGGGGACACACACACACAUUUAAACACACAUGGAGCAGGCUGACAGUAGCCAAGCAGCGGCCACUGAGUGACACACACACACACACACACACACGAAAGAACAGUCUCUUGCUGCAGCCACAUGAAGAAGGACCUCAUCUUUAUUUGUUGGAGUUAACACAUUUUCGUCAUCAGGAGAUGUUUUGAUCUAAUUUGUUUGGUUUUUGCUCCUUUUUUUUUUUUUUUCAUUAUAGCAUUCGCGUCAUUACGCGCGCGCGCAUUCCUCAGCAGGAUUUUGCGCAUCUCCAAUUGGCAAUUGUCUCUCGCCGCUCGCCACGAGAGCGCCGUUUUUCGGACCUUCUGCCCAGGAGAGACCGUCCACCACCACCACCACCACGGACCAGGGAUGGUCGGGAGGCGACUGGCCACGCGUUUCAUCUGAAAUCCUCGUUGUUCCGGAGAGGAAGCAAGAGACGCCGGACAGAAUGGAACAGCCGCUCUCCGGACCGGAGAGCAAAAACAUGGACGCGUGUCUGAGGCGACUGAAGCUGGAGCUGCUGUCUAUGAAAGAAGCCGGGGAUGGCCUCCACGCUCAGAUGAAUUCAAUGAUGGGAGCCCUCCAGGAACUCAAGCUCCUCCAAGUUCAGACGGCUCUAGACAACCUUGACAUAGCAGGUCGUCCCAUUAAUCGAGGGAUGCCGAAUCCGGCUCCACCGGCUCCACCCAACGCAUCAGCUGCGGCGACUUCAGAAAAAGACCCCGGGCCCGGCUUUGGCCAAACGCCGUCAGAGGACCCCAGCCCAAGUUCAAUGCCGAGCCCAAGGCCGUCUUUGGAGAGCAGAAACACCUUCAGCCGAGAUGGCAACAGCACAUCUCGAAACAGAAGCAGCAUGGGGACCUCGUCUUCAUCAGCAUCCAGUCUGCAAAGUGAGGGUGAAGGAAACUCAAGAAGUUCAAGAAAUGAAAAUGACUCUGAGUCGAUACCCAGACGAUGGUCGGGAUACACUGCCCCCCAGGUGGACUUCUACGGACCAACGGUGGGAAACCCUCCGCCAGAGUCAUGCCCUCAACCACAGGCUUGUGCUCGUGCUCAUGCUCGGGCAGUGGACCUGCCUGGCAUCCUGUACAGCCUCUCCAGGGAGGGCCCCUCACUGGACAGCGAAUACUCCCAGGACAGCACAGACGACGCCAGCGACUGGACCUCUUCGCUCAUGAGCCGCAGCCGCAACCGUCAGCCCUUGGUGCUGGGCGACAACGUCUUCGCCGACCUGGUGGGUAACUGGCUGGACCUGCCCGAGGUGGAGAGGGAGGAGGUGGAAGAAGAGGAGACGAGGAGGAGGAGAGAGGAGAGGACCGCAGACGGCGGCGCAGACAGACCGGACACCCCAGCUCACCCUCUCCGCCUCAGCCGCUCGCAGGAGAUCUGCAGGAAGUUCUCGCUGACCACGAACAUCUUCAAGAAGUUCCUGCGCAGCGUUCGGCCCGACCGGGACAAGCUGCUCAAGGAGCGGCCCGGCUGGAUGGCUCCCGAGCUGCCCGAGGACGACCUCUUCAAAAGGCCCAAAAAACUGGUUCCCAAGAGUGCAAAGGGCAGCUUCUACCUGCCGUUCUGGGCAAACGGACAGCAGGGCAAAGGGAGGCCUUGUCCACAUCUAGGUGAAGCAGAGGGGAACCACCCGCACCGCCACUUUUGCCAGCAGCCAUAUGCAGGGAUUUAUUUAGACAGGAGACAGCCAGAGACCGGUCUGGAGAAAAUGCAGCCCUUGUUUGACUACAACACAGCUGUGUGGGUCUGACAGCGAGUCUCGGGCCAACGGACCGCCAGUGGUGCCAGACUGAGUGAGCGACAGGUGCCGGGGAACUUUGGCUGAGAGAACGAGUGAGUGAACAAAUGACCGAAUGAAAGAAUGAGCGAACAAACCGAGAGUCUCGUAACGCAGUUAUCUUCCAAAACUGAACUGACGAACUUCACACCCACAAAGUGAUUCUCCUGCGAUUGAGAGAUUAUCAGGGCCACAUUCUGUCUGACAAUCCUAAAACCUCGACCUCGUGUGCUGUGCAUGUCUGGCCAUGUGAGUGUGAGCUGUCUGAAACAGAGUGAUAGACAGAGAGACUUUUCUGAGGAUUUAUGCAAGUUUUGUAUUAUUAAAGGCUUUUUUCACGCGUGCAUGCAUGUAUGACUGGGUCCCACAAGUCGGUACUAAGAAAAAGGACAUCUUUCUCAGAAUGUCGUCAUCAUUACAGUUCGUUAUUUAAAAAAAAAAAAUCCAUCCACAGACCUUUUCACUUCUGUGCUACAGGACAUACACCCCAUAUCUCAUGUCUCUGCAUCCAUGAAUAGAAACUCCAACUGUUGUAUUGCAUGGUUACCGUUUUUAUAAGCGAUGCUACAAACAGCUGUUACUGAACGCACUGCCACUGAACACGAUCAUAAGCUCCCUUUUGUUUCCGAUGCCUCGGAAACUCCAGUUAAACCGAAGUCGUUGGUGUCAUUCACUUUGCUCAGGGAACAAUUGCAACACAGGAGGAAACUAUGGGACACUGCCACAUUUAUAUACAGUUUUAGAGGAAUCUUGCUUCGUCUUAUCUAACCUAGUCGGACAUAACAGCAGCACAGUGCACGCCUCGUCCAAAGAUUGCAUAUUAAACUUUGAGAUUUGUCGCCCGUGAUCAGCAAUGUUGUGCUUGCUGUCAUUUUUAGGAACGCUCAUCUUUCGAGUCCACUGUCGGUGCACAUUGUUGUGCAGAGAGAGGAGGGGUGAAGAUGGCGCAGCCGAACACGGGUGCUGGCUGACUGCCAUCUGGUACGCGGACGUUACGUAAAGCCUGUUCACCAGGGGCUAGAAGAAAACGCGAAACGGCCGACAGUUAAUCCCGAGGCUUUGUAGAUGGGAUGACUGUGUUACAUACUGUAUAUACAAAGGUGAACACACUUCAGGGCCGUGAACAGUUGAGGGCGGAGGAUAAGGUCCGUAAUCUCCCUCAGAGAAUAAAUGUACAGGACCAUUGUACAUAUUUGCCAUGAAGCAACCCGCAGCAAUACCAGGCAUUUUCUGCAAUAUCUGAUCGCAUGGUUUUCAUUGCUCUGCACAGAUAAAUGUGUGUAUCCAAGUAACACUACAGUUCUUACCAGUAUAUGUAAACAAAGCCAACACACUUUGUACUCACAAACACAAAAACUGAUGGGUUAAUCUCACACCUACAGAAUCAGUGAUGUAUCAUAUCAGUGUUUUUAAUUUCAAGCAGUAUCACAGCAGUUUAAAAACAAACUACAGCUUCUUUCAGCAGUUCCUAUAAAUAUCAGGAUCCCCUCAGGAUUACAGACGACACUGCCCGCUCUCUCUCCCAAAACACUCUGUUUUUAUUGAGGACCACUGUUAUGCAAGGACAAUCUGACACUCUUAACUUAUUGUAAUUUUUAAAAAAUGGUUCACUCUAGUUUAAAAUGUGACACCAGACCAAUCAACUGAGCCAGCAGGGAUUAGGCCUCGGGUCUUUUCAGUGUCUUGGCCAGUCGAUUCCAUAUGGUGUCGUCUAAGUAUUCAGGUCAAUACAUACCACACUUUCAGAGGGUCCAACACACACACACACACACACACACACACACACACACACACACACACACACACACACACACACACACACACACACACACACACACACACACACACACACACACACACACACACACACACACACACACACACACACACACACACACACACACACACACACACACACACACACACACACACGGUUUCUGCUGAGACGAUUGUGCUAUGAGGCAUGGUCUGAGAUUACACAGUAAUAUGUGUAUGUAAAUGCAAUUUUUUUUUUAUUUCUUCCUAUUUACAGUCGUCCAAGUGUAAUUUUCAGUACUGAUGUUGAUAUUUUUCAUCAGGGUUCUGCGAACCUUCAGUAGUGAUUCUGUGUCGUGUGCACUGUAAAACUGUCAGACUGACUCUUUGUAAAUUAAAUCGUUUUUCAGAAAGAAAUGUCA